Molecule: messenger RNA, 1078 nt
Organism: Neocloeon triangulifer
Lineage: Eukaryota; Metazoa; Arthropoda; Insecta; Ephemeroptera; Baetidae
Exons: 3
Coding region: 250-1032 (260 amino acids)
Source: RefSeq, a predicted model, not a curated record
CACGGCAGGUCGUAUUUUAAUACCCAAUCGCAAAUGUGCUUUGUUUAUAAUUAACCUGAAAAUCCCAUUGUUGGUGAAUAAGGUCUAUUUGAAUGCGUUUAAACCCAACAAUUGAAAUCAACAUUGUCGAAUUUCAAAACGCUUAAUUUCGAUUGUUGCUCACUAUACUUAAAUGCCAUUGUUUAAAGAAUUCAUAUCAGAUUCAAGUCAGAGGCCGAAGGAGUAAGAACGUUUCUAGUGAUCGCGAUAAUGUUCUCCUUCGACGCCGAGCGGCAGCGAAAUUUGGAGAGAUUGCAGAGACUGAAAGAGCACAAACGCAAGUACAGUGUCUCCAGCUACAAGAACAACCUGAAGGAAGCGCAGCAGCUGCGAAAAACCACCAAGGACGCUGAAACACCGACGCGGGCGGUCAAGAAGCAGAGCAAUAAGGCCAGGGACGGACCCAAGGUUCAAGGACGAGAUGAAAAGAAGAAGCAGAAGGAGACCACAGAUCAUGAAGUUACAGUUGCCAUUCCAAUCAAGAGGGAUGACGUCUCUGUCGCCUUGGAUCACACUACCUUUGCCUUUACAACACAGGAACUCUUGGAGAUAAUUAAAACCCCGCUGCCCAUGAGAUCCAAGAUGAUUGCCAAAGAGGAGUCGACCAAGAUUGCUGCUGCUAAAGAGGAGACACUGCCAGUAUGUCACUCGGAAAAUAACUUGGAAAAUGCCCUCAAGUUCGUGUCCAACUCAAAGGAACAACCCCCUUCGAAUCCUGUGGCCGCAAAAGUUCCACUGCCCUUGGCCCACGCGAAAGUCACCCAAGAGCCAGAAGAGGAUGAGGUCGCUCCGAAAGUGGAGGCCAGAGCUGAGACGAAAACCAAACUGGACCUGCUGAAGGAGGGCAUCACCCUCGUUGGCUCUGUGAUGAAGAACUGGGCGAUGGCGGCGCUGCUCGUCGGAACCGGCGUCCUCAUUGCUUUUGUUGAUCAGGAGCAUGUGGACAACCUGUUGUACUCCCUGUCCACGAUCGAGAUCGUCGAGCACUUCUGAAUACGCGAGCACAUGAAGUAUUUAAAUUUAAUACUGCCACUUAGCA